Molecule: messenger RNA, 1801 nt
Organism: Sycon ciliatum
Lineage: Eukaryota; Metazoa; Porifera; Calcarea; Leucosolenida; Sycettidae
Product: homeobox protein HMX2-like
Exons: 2
Coding region: 143-1189 (348 amino acids)
Biological process (GO): regulation of transcription by RNA polymerase II; cell differentiation
Cellular component (GO): nucleus
Molecular function (GO): RNA polymerase II cis-regulatory region sequence-specific DNA binding; DNA-binding transcription factor activity, RNA polymerase II-specific
Source: RefSeq, a predicted model, not a curated record
CUGAAUUUGAUCAAGUGUGUGUGUUUACUUCGCUCUUGAGGCAUUGUUUGAUUCAUUCAGUUUGGAGAAAGAUACUUAGUUCCAAUUGUCCAACAGCCGAAAUGUCAAUAACGCGGUUCGGAUAACCCAGCCACCUUCCACCAUGUCCAUACCGCCAGUCAAGAACUGGGCUGCACCUUCCCAAGACAUCACGAUUGCAAUUGCGGACAACAAGGGUACCGUCAUUCCGACGCCGCAUUCGUUUGUUUUGCCACCGCAACAGCCCACUCCGUUCAGUGGCAAUGCUGAGACGCCUGUGAACGCCGACGUCAGACGAGAUGAGCUCAAUCGACAUCAAUCUGCAGCUUCCGCUCCUGUCACUGCCACAGCCACUCCCUGGGCAACGCCGGUCGCGCCUGGAAAUGAUGUCAGGGUGGAGGUUGGAAAGAGCCAAUCCGCCUCGUCCACUUCCACAAAGGAUGGAUCCUGUCGGGCUGCAGGUAAAUUAAAGUUGCGGAAACAUAGAGUUCUGUUCCCACAGAAAACAGUCAAGAGGUUGGAGUACAUCUUCAAAAUCCAGAAACAGAUAUCCGCAGUGGAACGACGGGCACUGGCUAAAGUACUGAAUCUAACGGAGACCCAAGUCAAGACCUGGUUCCAGAAUCGACGCUACAAGGAGAAGAAAAGUUCCAUGGAGUCAACAACCAAUGGUGAGGAUAUUUCCCAUACAACAGGAAUGGGCGGACCAGCUGCUUAUGGCAGUUGCGCCAGCCCUUAUUAUCCCCGGCCACCACACGUGCACUACCCAGCUCCACCAUGUGGUAUGAAUGCUAUGUUUAGUGGUUACCAGUUUAGCCACGGGCAACUGCAAACAGCACAACCUGCAUUAGCUCAGGGACAGGCUGGCGUUUCCAUGGCAGCACCCAUCCCACAAAUGCCAAUGCAAGCACAGCAGCAAAUGCAGUUCCAGGUAUCAGCUAUGUCUGGGGCUCAUGGAGCGCCACCCUGUGCCAUGGCAGCAGCCAUUCCACAAAUGCCAAUGCCAGCACAACAGCAAGUGGAGUUCCAGGCAUCAGCUAUGUCGGGGGUUCAUGGAGCUCCACCCUCUGCCAUGAUGCAGCAACAGCAACAGGCAUUCCAGAUGCAACCUCCUGGAGCACCCGGUUCAGCAGCAACUAUGCCAAGUCCCUCUUCGUACUCUACUCCUUAGUAGUGUUGAGAACUCGCGGCCCACACGCAGGCAACAGAAGGAGAAGUUCUUGCUUACACGAAAGACUUGAGAUUAAGAGAAUGAGAGAGCACGAAAUACUGAAGUAAUUGAAGGUUAUCAAGGGCCUGUAUUACGAAAUACCGUUCGUCUAUUAUUUAACCAUGUCGCAUUUGGUUCUUGUCUCGUGGAGUCCCGUGUCUUAUGUCAUAAUAAUAUGGUUUAAGUGUCCGUGCGAGUAUGGUAUGAUGUGUGACGUUUAUGGUACAGUAUGUGGUACAUGCAAGAGUACGCGCUGUCAGAGUGUGAGAAUCUGCUUCCGAGUGACAGUGACUGUCAAGUGAAUGCUGUACGUGGGCAAUGCUAGUUUGGACUGGGAGUGAGAGUGAUUUGUGAUUCGUCCGUGGUCAAGUUGUUUUGGUCUUGGUCAUGUGUUCUGUACGUAAUUCGUCCCUGAUUGGUCGUCCCGAUUUGUCGUCUCUUUAUUACUGCUUGUUCUUUGUUGUUUCUUGGUGUUUUUCCUUGUCUUUUUGUCGUGUAUUGUUUCGUCUUUCUCCUCCUGCGCCCUCACCGUUUAUUAUUAAUUUUUUAUAAUAUUUUUAAUAGUCCACUAUA